UCAUCAGAUUCCAACCAGAAACCACGCCCCUCCUCUUUUAAAUCUCAACGACACUCUGUAAAUCCCUUUCAACUCUACAGGGAACCCAAAGUGACAUGGAGAAACCUGCUGAAUACAAGAAGAAAGUUAUAGCAGUGGUUGGUGGUGGUUUGGUUGGAGCUCUGAAUGCCUGCUUCUUCGCCAAAAGAGGCUUUCAUGUGGAAAUCUUUGAAGCAAGAGAAGAUAUUCGGAAGGCCAAUAUCGUGAGAGGGAGAAGCAUCAACCUGGCUUUGUCUCAUCGUGGCCGACAGGCUCUGAAACAUGUUGGACUGGAAGAGAAGAUUGUCUCUAAGGGGAUUCCCAUGCAUGCAAGAAUGAUCCAUUCACCGAGCGGGAGACAAUCCCAGCUCCCGUACGGGACGAAAGGCCAGUACAUCCUGUCUGUAGACCGAGCCAAUCUGAACAAAGAGUUGUUAACAGAGGCGGAGACCUACGCUAACACAAAGCUGAACUUUAACCACAAGCUGCAAGACUGGAGCACUGAAACAGGGCUAAUGACCUUUGCCAGGUUGGACGGAUCCAAGGCUCAGGUUCAGGCAGAUCUGAUUGUAGGCUGUGAUGGAGCUUUCUCUGCAGUAAGAAAGCAGUUCCUCCGUCGCACUCGAUUCAACUACAGCCAGACGUACAUCCCUCAUGGCUACAUGGAGCUCACGAUGCCACCCAACAAUGGAGAGUUUGCCAUGAAGCCUAAUUACCUGCACAUCUGGCCACGAAACACAUUUAUGAUGAUUGCCCUACCCAACCUGGACAAGACUUUCACCUGUACGCUCUUCAUGCCCUUUGAAGACUUUGAGAAGAUCACCACAGGAGACAAAGUCAUUGAGUUUUUCCAAAAUUACUUCCCUGAUGCCAUCCCACUAAUCGGAGUUGACGCUCUCAAGCGAGAUUAUUUUCGACUACCUGCACAGGCCAUGGUGUCUGUUAAAUGCUCUCCUUACCACAUUGAUGACAAAUGUGUCCUCAUGGGAGAUGCAGCCCAUGCUGUCGUGCCUUUCUAUGGGCAGGGCAUGAAUGCUGGCUUUGAGGACUGCAUUGUCUUUGACGAAAUAUUGGAUCAGCUUAAUGAAGACAUUGGUGCUGUGCUGCCUGAGUUUUCCAAAGUGCGGGUUCCAGAUGAUCAUGCCAUUGCAGACCUGGCCAUGUACAACUAUGUUGAGAUGCGAGCGCAUGUCAACUCCAGAUGGUUCCUUUUCAGAAAACAUGUGGAGACCUUUCUUCACCUCAUCAUGCCAAAGAAAAUAAUUCCACUUUAUACAAUGGUCACUUUUACUAGGACCAGAUAUCAUAAAGUUGUCGAGCGCUGGCACUGGCAGGAGAAAGUGAUAAACCGUGGCCUGGCGUUCAGUGCUGCAGGGGCUGCUUGUGGAGGUGUCUACCUGCUCAUUAAACAUCCUCCAAAUAUCAGUAAGAUUGUCGUCCCUGCAGAGAAAAUAUGGAGCAUGCUUUUGGCUCUUCAGACCCCUGAGUGGUGUCAUCGUCUCACAUCCGACUGACAGCUGCAGCGGCUGGAGCUUAAAACAAGAGGAUUUAAUUGGAGUCAAAUGUCUAGUUCACAGUGAAAGCUUUGCCCAAAUAUAUUAUGUAGCUUUGUAGAAAUCCAGCAACGUCAUUUGUCCACAGCCCGUCUUAGCAAUGUCAUAAGUCAACAGACAUUUAAGUGUCUGUCAGGUUUCUUCUGCCAGGAAUUCUGUGUGCUCCUCCAUACCAAAACAAUUCUCUGUUUACCCUCUCUAGCUACACCAUCUGGAUGUACAGUCUUAAUAACCUCCUUCCUGCUUUGUAGCCUGGGGAGACUAUUUUCUCUUCUAAUGAAAUAAUUCUUAUUCUGUUUCAUAAAAUGUUUUUUUUCACUCUACAGGUUGUUUUGUCAUAUUCAUACACUGAAUGUUUUAUUAAAAGUGAUUUGAUGCUU
Messenger RNA from Nothobranchius furzeri (turquoise killifish), 1951 nucleotides. RefSeq names its product kynurenine 3-monooxygenase (gene kmo). Gene Ontology annotation, molecular function: kynurenine 3-monooxygenase activity; FAD binding. Gene Ontology annotation, biological process: L-tryptophan catabolic process; quinolinate biosynthetic process. NCBI's taxonomy places the organism in Eukaryota, Metazoa, Chordata, Actinopteri, Cyprinodontiformes, Nothobranchiidae. Gene Ontology annotation, cellular component: mitochondrial outer membrane. The record is from RefSeq and is a predicted model, not a curated record.